This is a messenger RNA of Diatraea saccharalis (sugarcane borer), 853 nucleotides long. NCBI's taxonomy places the organism in Eukaryota, Metazoa, Arthropoda, Insecta, Lepidoptera, Crambidae. The record is from the annotation of a GenBank genome assembly.
AGUCAUAGAGAGUUGUGUGACCGGAAACCGGUAAAUAUUUACACCUAGUAUAAUAAAUAUAACAUUUUGUUUUUAUUAAACAGAAUAACCGUAAGAGUUAUCACCAUUGAUCGACCACCUUGGAGAUGGCCACGGAAGAUGAGCCGGACUUGCUCAAGAUAUUUUGGGACCAUUUUUUUAAAGCUGAGACUGGUACAUAUGAGAAAUCCACAUGGCUCGACUUGUUCCUAGCGGAGUUUCUGAUCAGAAUCAAUUGUGGCGCUGAUCCAAAGGAGUUGAUCAAAUUCUGUCCGGUAAGCGGAGUGGUUACGCUGGUGGGUUGCGAGCUGCUAUGCGGGCUGCACCGUGUGACGUCAUCAGUGAGCCACCUCGCCACACCGCUCCCGAUGCCGACGCUGGACACGCCCGCGCCACUAGACACGCCCCCUACUGAGACACCAGGUAAUAACUCGUGAAGGUGACACGUUGAUUAUCUGCGAUUGCAGUAAAGUAAAUAAACCUAUACAGGGCUAUUUUUAAAACACCAACAACUCGCAGCAUUAAAUAGCCAACAUUAUAAACAACAACAUAAGUUCUAAAAAUGUUAAUAAUUCGUUACAUUUUAAUUUCGUACAAAAAAAGGUAAUAUUAUUUUUUGACUGCAUGAAUGUUAAUAAAUUUCUUUGUUCUUUCGUUUGUGAAUAAAAACUUGAAUACCGAUUUUGUUCAAAGUAUCUGUAUAACUUAAUUAACUUGUAGAUCAAAUGUUAAUGAAGUAAGCCGUCUCGUCGUGCGAGGUUGCUGGUGUUUUACAAAUGACCCUGUAUAUUAUCGUAGCAUACUAUGAUAUAACUAGUGAAUCUAAUGAUGAUAG